Molecule: messenger RNA, 4000 nt
Organism: Hyalella azteca
Lineage: Eukaryota; Metazoa; Arthropoda; Malacostraca; Amphipoda; Hyalellidae
Gene: drpr
Product: protein draper
Exons: 14
Coding region: 1210-3543 (777 amino acids)
Molecular function (GO): scavenger receptor activity
Source: RefSeq, a predicted model, not a curated record
GUGGGAAAUUUGCAGCAACACUUCAUUACAAUGUAAUUUUGUAGAAGUCAAGAUUCACAAAGUAUCAAACACAUCGUGAAAAAUUGAUUUGCCAAAAAUUUCCCAUCCAUUAUGUUUGGGGGAAUAUUCUAGAAUUGGAAAACUUUUAAAUAUUCUAGAAUGCAAAUGAACCUCAUAGACAUCUUUCUAGCUGCAGUCAUUCAUUACAUGGCAUCGUCAUUAGAAGGUGGCCUAAAUUGCAACAAGACUAAAACUGCAUAGUUAUCUGAAUCAGCUAGAAAAUCAAUUAUUCAUCUACAGUUUUUCUACACAGACAUGUUCGGGAUUUAGAAAAAAUUCAGCUGUGUUAAUUAUAAAGAUUUUGACAGUUGGCGAUACUGUUCGCAGGCGGAAUUCAUUCAUUUUUCGGCCACUCGGCAUCAUUCAGGGCGUCAAAGGAAAAUUUCUGAUCAGGCGGUAAGGAGUUUAGUUCUAAAAGUACAGCAUAAUCCUAGACUGACUCGAUAUGAACUGCAAAAAUACUUGCAGUCAUGUGACACAAAUGAUUGCGAGGAUGCAAUUAGAAGACAGUUCUUCGAAAGAAAGGAUUCCACUCUCGGUCACCAAGAAAAACCCUUCUCAUAAAGGAAAUUCACGUAAGAACCGCCGAAACUUUGCUAGAGAACACGUGAGUAAACCUUCAAACGUUUGAGAUAAAAUAUUAUGAUCAGAUGAGACUAAAAUCGAGUUAUUUGGUCGCAACUGUGUUAGUCGUGUUUGGAAGCAGAAGAACUCUGCGUUUCACCCGAUGAAUACCGUCCCAACAGUGAAGUUUGGAGGUGGCACCAUAAUGCUUUGAAGUUGUUUCUCUUCUGCAGGCCCUGGGGAAUUGGAAAUCCUAGAAGGAAGGAUGAACUCCGAUAUAAGGAUGAAAUCCGAAGGAUAUAGCAUAUGUGUUAAUCUCGUGAAAAAGUAUUCCAAUCGGUUAGAAGCAGUUUUGGCUGCUAAAUGUCAAAUGACGAAGUAUUGAGUAUACUUAUUUAGAAUGCGGUGGAUACGUUUUGAACCUUGACCUCUACAAAAUUGCAACUAUCAAGUCAACAUUUAAUCAUAUGGUUGUUUAAAUUAAUAUGAUAUUUGUAUUUUCCCAUGUAAAUUUACAUUACAAUAGUGUUUGUUUAUGCUAUUUUGUUGAGUAGUAGUAAUUAAGUAGUUUUUCCUUUGUGUCGUAUGCUUUUUGCAUUGACUUUAUCUGUCCUAAUAUUUCACUGGUCCUCCCCAGCGUGCCCCAAAGGUAAAUGGGGCCCUGAGUGCAAGAACGACUGCCCAUGCCCUCACGAGGUGGCGUGUGACCCCCUCAUCGGCGUCUGCUUCUGCCCCGCUGGCUGGACCGGCCAGUUCUGUGAGGUCCAAUGCCCUCAGGACAAAUUUGGCAAGAACUGCAAAGGUCAGUGCAACUGCAGCAGGCGUGGCACGUGUGACCGCGUCUCAGGGGCCUGCCAUUGCUCUCCCGGCUGGCGAGGGUCCUCAUGUGACACUCAAUGUCCAGCGGGGACUUACGGCACCGCCUGCAGCAGCCGGUGUAGGUGCAAGCAUGGAGAAAACUGUGACCCUGUCACUGGCAAAUGUCACUGCUCGUCAGGAUGGACGGAUGACUUGUGCUCCAGCCCAUGUCCCGUUGGGUGGUGGGGGGUCAACUGCUUAGAGACCUGCGACUGCAACAACGGCGCAACGUGUGACCACAUGACCGGCCAGUGCAAGUGCCUUGCUGGCUUCCGUGGUUACAGGUGUAAGAACGAGUGUCCAUUGGGAACGUACGGAGUGGAUUGCACCGAAGCUUGUAAAUGUAAGAACGGAGGCACCUGCUCCCCAAUAUCCGGCCGCUGCACCUGCGCAGAGGGGUGGCUGGGAGAUGACUGCUCCGAGCCUGCCUGCCCUGACAACAAGUUCGGUCCCAACUGUGCCCAGUUGUGCUCAUGUGAAGCUACAGGGACUGAUAGGUGUCACCCGGGGACGGGGGAGUGCUUUUGUAAAAAAGGGUGGGCGGGGGAAACGUGUUCACUUGAGUGCCCUUUCAACAUGUAUGGCAAGAACUGCUCGAGUUCCUGCCAAUGUCUGAACGGUGCUUUCUGCAACCCAGUCGACGGAAGCUGCUCAUGUGCUCCUGGGUAUCACGGACCACUGUGCAAGGACGUGUGCCCGUACAACAGGUACGGCACUCUUUGCGCCCUGGAGUGUAACUGCACCAACGGCAUGGGGUGUCACCCACAGACUGGAGAGUGUGUCUGUCAGCCUGGCUGGAGAGGGCUGCGAUGUGAUGCCACCUGUCCAGACGGGCGGUACGGCCUCAACUGCACCCAGACGUGUGGCUGUCAGCACCCUGGUGCCAGCUGUCACCCGACGACGGGAGUUUGCACGUGUGGACCAGGUUACCACGGCCAAGAAUGUGAAAAGCCGUGUGAGAACGGCAUACAUGGUACGCAAUGCCGUUUCCGUUGUUCCUGCGUCUGGUCAAACACCGAGGGCGGCUGUGAUCCAGAGACGAGCGAGUGCUUCUGCAAACCAGGCUACCGGGGCGUGAAUUGCGAGAGUCGCUGCCAUCGCGGUCGUUACGGCGAGAACUGCAGCAGGAGCUGCGACUGCAAGAACGAUGGGUCUUGUCACCCAGAGACUGGCAAGUGCCAGUGCGAGCGCGGCUGGUCCGGGACGGACUGUCAAUCUCCUUGUCUUCUGAACUACUAUGGUUCCAAAUGUAACCAGAACUGCCCUCCAUGCGUCCAUCGCAACGGUACGUGCGACCACAGGACGGGGGCAUGCGUGUGCUCCAGUGGGUGGAGGGGCCCUCUCUGCGACCGCUCCUGCCCACAGGGCCGCUGGGGCUUCGAGUGCACCAACGCCUGCCGGUGCCGCAACGGGGGCGAGUGCAAGCCGGAGACCGGGCUGUGCGUGUGUCAGCCCGGUUGGACUGGUGAGGACUGCUCGCAGCCCUGCGCCCCCGGCUUCUUCGGCUACAACUGCCAGCAGCGCUGCCACUGCCGCAACCACGCCUCGUGCCGCCCCUCCGACGGAUUCUGCGAGUGCCUCCCCGGUUGGAUGGGUCCUGGCUGUGCACAGAUGUGCCCUGAGGGUUUAUACGGUCUGCAGUGUCUGGGGGUCUGCAGCUGCCCCUCUGAUCAAUUCGUCUGCCACCACGUGGACGCCUGCACGUGUCGGCACGGCUUCGGAGGCGACAGCUGCGACGAGCCAUUGCCCAGCAUCAUCGCUCGCCUGGAGUUGUCACGCCAACAACACUUCGUGGUCGGCAUUACCGUAGGCCUCGUCUGCCUCAUCGUCUUGGCCAUCGUCGUGUGUGUGGUCUACCGCAGGCGGCGUGUGGAGGUACAGCGAGGUGAACGCUCCGUGGUGCAGUUCACCGCCAGCCCUCCCUCCUCCGAGGGUAUGCCGAAAACUGGAAAGAGCGACGGUCAGGAUGAUGACUUCUGGGCUGAGAUGUUGCAGGAGCAGAAACAGCGCAAGGUGGCCGACAGGGAACCCAUGCAUCACUAUGACCUGAUCAGCUCGUAGAGUUUAGACAUGAUGUCCUGCUCAGCACGUAGGCGCUUAUACUUGAUGUCCUGCUUAGCGUGUAGACGUUUAGACAUGAUGUCCUGCUCAGCAUGUAGGCGUUUAUACAUGAUGUCCUGCUCAGCAUGUAGCGUUUAUACGUGAAGUCCUGCUCAGCAUGUAGGCGCUUAUACAUGAUGUCCAGCUUAGCAUGUAGAUUGUAGACGUUUAGACAUGAUGUCCUGCUCAGUAUGUAGGCGCUUAUACAUGAUGUCCAGCUUAGCAUGUAGACGUUUAGACAUGAUGUCCUGCUCAGCAUGCAGGCGUUUAUACAUGAUGACCUGCUCAGCAUUAAUUAGAACCUUUAUUUGUGAUGACUACAAGAAAACCAGCAUAGGAAUACGAGUAAAAGUAUACAAUGAAUAUUCAGGAAUACAAGUAUUAGUACAAUUCCUAUAUAAAUACAAAUAAAUAUGAA